GCACUACCACAGCAUGGAUGAGUUCAGCCACUACGACCUGUUGGAUGCCACCACGGGGAGGAAGGUGGCCGAGGGCCACAAAGCCAGCUUCUGCCUGGAGGACACCACCUGCGAUUUCGGGAACCUGAAGCGUUACGCCUGCACGGCUCACACCCAGGGCUUGAGCCCGGGCUGCUACGACACCUACAACGCCGACAUCGAUUGCCAGUGGAUCGAUAUAACGGAUGUGCAGCCGGGGAAUUACGUCUUAAAGGUUCAGGUGAAUCCCAAAUACAUCGUCCUGGAGUCGGACUUCACCAACAACGUGGUGAGGUGCAACAUCCAUUACACCGGGCGCUACGUCGCCACGACAAACUGCAAGAUUUCCCAGUAA
This is a messenger RNA of Balearica regulorum gibbericeps (East African grey crowned-crane), 373 nucleotides long. Lineage: Eukaryota; Metazoa; Chordata; Aves; Gruiformes; Gruidae. The record is from RefSeq and is a predicted model, not a curated record.